Molecule: messenger RNA, 1035 nt
Organism: Cryptomeria japonica (Japanese cedar)
Lineage: Eukaryota; Viridiplantae; Streptophyta; Pinopsida; Cupressales; Cupressaceae
Exons: 2
Coding region: 1-1035 (344 amino acids)
Source: RefSeq, a predicted model, not a curated record
AUGGGUCUUGUGCCAAAGCUGUGGGGGCAUGGCGAAUGUCAGUGUGUUGGGGCAGCUGGAUCCGUAGGAGGAGUUGCCUGUCUUUGGAACCCUCUAAGGCUUCACCUUGUCUGGUGGGCCAUGUCCAGAUCCUCAACAUCCGAGGUUCUUUCUAGCCUCGAGAUUGGGGAGGUCGUUUUGUUUUCAAAUAUCUAUGCUCCCAUUGAUCUUCCAUGUAAGCAUAACUUAUGGUCUCAUGUGGCUGGUAUGCGAAGGUUGGCCCCUUUCCAUCCUUGGAUUAUGGCAGCAGAUUUCAAUGCCAUUCUGGAGUUGAGUGAGAAGAAGGGGGGUGUCGUGCGGUUGGAACCGUCUUCAGUCCUCUUCCAAGAUAGUAUCUCCCGGCUGCAGCUAGUUGACAUCAAGCCUAGCAAUGGCGUGUUCACUUGGAACAAUAGGAGGGUUGGUGAGAAUUGGAUCGCUGAGUGGUUGGAUCGCUUUCUGUGGAACCGGCAAGGGUUUGGGAACAUCUUUCGUGAGAAGAAAGCUGCCCAAAUUGUGUUGAGUGAGAUCACCAGGGAAAUCAGAGAGCAUGGGUUGUCGAAGGAUUUUCUCAGAGAAGAAGACAAGGCUGUCAAGGUGGUUGAGGAAUGGGAGACUAGGGAAGAAGUUUAUUGGAAGCAGAGAGCCCGCAUUGAUUGGCUGAAGGAGGGGGACAAGAAUAUGACUUUCUUCUUCAACUCGGUGAAAGCAAGGAGACACGAAAAUUCCAUUCCUAUUCUGGUUAAUGAUAGAGGUGAGCAGUGCUUAUCCUUGGAAGAGAUGUCUAGGGAGGCUCUUCAGUUUUUCCAGUCCCUCUUUAAGGAAGAAUCUCAGGGGGAAACAGAGGAGGAGAAUUUGGUUCUUGCCUGCAUCCAUUCUCUUGUCUCGAGGGAGAUGAAUGAGCAACUUCUGGGGCCUAUCUUGAUGGAAGAACUUGAGAGGAUUGUCUUCCAUAUGAGGAAAGGGAAGGCUCUUGGACCGGAUGGGUUCCUGAUUGAGUUCUUUCAAGAGUUCUGA